AUGCAUCUCAUGAGGCACAGAUUGGGGGUGGGCCACUCGUUGUACAUGGACAACUAUUACAACAGUGUCCCACUGGCCGCAACUUUAUUGAGGGAGUCCACCUACUGCACAGGCACCCUGAGAGCAGACCGCAAAUACUUGCCGGAGGAGGUCAAAACAGCGGUCCUGAAAAAAGGAGAAACUGUGGCAAGAUAUGCCCAGGGGAUAGCUGUCGCAAAGUGGAAAGAUAAGCGAACAGUGCUCUAUAUUUCUACUGAGUUUGAGAAUGAAAUGGCAGUUUCCCACAACAGAUAUGGUCAACCUAGGCAGAAACCCUUGGCGAUUAUCCACUAUAAUGCCGAGAUGUCUGGAGUGGACAGACACGACCAGUUGAUGGCGUACUACCCGGCUGAACACAAGUCCUUGAGGUGGUACAAAAAGGUUUUUGUCCACAUUCUUCAAAUGGGUUUCAUAAACGCAUUCAGACUGUAUAAAAAGUCCAACCCUGCCACAAAAAAAUCUCUGUAUGACUUCAGGAUUGACCUUGUACAUGCUCUGCUGCCUCCAAAGGAACGACUUCUACUGCGACCUGUCCAGAGAAACCAAAACCGGCACGUGAUCUCUAAAAUCCCCAAGCUGCCCAACAAAGCACGUGUAUCCAGGAGACGCUGCAAACAGUGUCAAACCGAAGGCCGCGAAACACGCACAAUUUAUUUCUGUGCACAGUGUGAUGGCGAACCAGGCUUGUGUGCAUUGGCCUGUUUCGAUAAGUGGCACGCCUGA
Molecule: messenger RNA, 762 nt
Organism: Homalodisca vitripennis (glassy-winged sharpshooter)
Lineage: Eukaryota; Metazoa; Arthropoda; Insecta; Hemiptera; Cicadellidae
Product: piggyBac transposable element-derived protein 4-like
Exons: 1
Coding region: 1-762 (253 amino acids)
Source: RefSeq, a predicted model, not a curated record